Molecule: messenger RNA, 651 nt
Organism: Botrytis cinerea B05.10
Lineage: Eukaryota; Fungi; Ascomycota; Leotiomycetes; Helotiales; Sclerotiniaceae
Exons: 1
Coding region: 1-651 (216 amino acids)
Source: RefSeq, a predicted model, not a curated record
AUGGAAUCACAAAGUCUCUCAACUCCAAGUCCUAUGUCUUCUCCCAAGACCGCCCCAAACAACAGUAUGUCGCAAAAUGGCGCACCCUCAACUCCACCGAAUACACGCAUGCUAUCUCCACCGAGAGCUCCACGGCAACGCCGAUUUCUUCGACCAGAAGUAACCCCUCAAACAAGCAAAUCCUUUAGAACUCAAUACAACUUUGACGAUAGAUUGGAUAGUGAACUGCACAACUCAACACCAAGCCGCAGAAAUUACAGAAGAAACUCACGUUCCCGGUCACCCCCAAGAGAUCUUGGGCGUGCAUACCGAAGCCGAUCGCCACCAAGGGACCAUCUGUUUGGCAGACUAUCGGCGGGAGAAGCACUAUUAGGACCUCUACUACCCAACGCCGUUUAUCAAAGUACUGGUAUGGACAAUAACUUACAGUCCUCUGGGUCAUAUGACAUAAAUAAGCGAUUCCGGAGAAUGCUCUCCCUCGCAGAAACCGAGCAUAAGGAGAAAGCUUCUGAGAAUAAAUCAUCUAGAAUAUCAAGCAACAAGACUACUGAGAAGAAAUCCAAAGAAAUUGAUUCAGGAAAUUUCGGAAACUCUUCCAAGGCUUUCAGUGACAUGGAGCAAAGAUUCUUCUCUAAGAAGUCGUCAAAGUAA